CGAAGGGACUCGCACUAUACAUGUCAGAGGAUCUCAGCAGCAGCAGCUGUGCACCAACAGCAUACAUACUUACACACACCACCGUACCGUACCGUACGUACGUCCGUGUACAUGAUUGACUGUCUCUCCCCACCCCCCUCACCGGCCAGCCGACGGUGCCCAGACUGAAAAACACUACAAAUCCGUCAGCCAGCCAGCCAGCCAGCCAGCCGGGACCGUGUUAGUGUGACAGCACCGGGAUGAGCGACACGCUCGCCGCGCGUCUCUGCGACGACCCGCUGCUUUGCCUCAUUGGCAACCGGGAGGCCCUCAGCGAAAAAGAGGGCGCCAGGGGCUCGCUGACAAGCGGGCUCUGAGUCAGCGAUAUCCCGCUCACCGCACUCACGCUGACGCACGGCGACAGGCCCUUGGACGGCGGACCUUCACUCAGAUGGCUCCCAUCGCUCCGGCCCCUCUCCCUCUCGCGCGCGUCGUAUGCCAGCCUCACUUUGAGCACCGUAGGGACAGGAAGGGGCAGGCCUGCGCGCGUCAGCCGCACAACAUGGUCCCCAUCGCUCGAUCGCCGCCUCACGUUGCCUGCCUCCACCACCAGCAGGCCUUCACCAUCGUCGGAAGCAGAGGGCGUCUUCUUGGACCACCCGUCGGUCUGGUUGCUCCGGAUACUUGACUCGCUGUUUUCGCUCACUUGUCGCCCUCCGCCGCCACCAAGACCAGGCACCAGCCGCCCACUUCUCCCACCUGCAGCACCGUUCUCUCGCGGCGACGGUCUCAGCAUAACCACGCUCUGGCUCGCAUCAGAUGGCACGUGGGCAGCUCGGUGGUCGUCGGAGCGGCCGGAGGGUGACGUGAUGGCGUGGGGGAUGUCGUCGCGGCUCUCUGGGAGGGAGGAGGGGUGGUCGUGAAUGGACGACUGGUCCUCUGGGUCGUUGGGCCGGUCGGGCUGCAGGAGCUGGCCGACUAGCCGCAUUGGGCUUGAAAAGAGAUGGUCGAGCUCAUCUGGAGGAAGGACGGCCUCACGAGGAGCACCGGCACGCCUGACACAAGACAGGGAACAUGCAUCCAAGGGCAUUCGUUGUCUCUGCCAGCGGUACCUACCUAUCGAUUUCCGUUGACGUGUACGAGAUGGUGUCAGGAGCGUCGUUUCGACUGUCGACUGGCUGCCUCAUGUCGUCUCCAUUGCCCUCCCGCUUCACCUCUGACGGCUCCCUGACCCUCUGCCCCCACGGCACCAUCGGAUCUUCACCGGGCGACCCGCCCCGCCCCCACCCAGGUGGCUGCAUCAUCACCAGUGGCGGCUCGUGACCGACUGCCAGCUCUGAGUUCCCGUCAGUCGAGCUCUCGUGCAAGUCGUCAGACUCGCCGCUCGCCUCAAUGUCUCGGCUACUCACCGGGGGCUGUGGAGGGCGGAGAUGUGUGUGUCGAGGUGACUCUCUGUCUCUUGCUGCGAGGCCGAGCCACGCACGGUGCAGCGGCCCGUCGGUGGCUGAGGGAGAGGGCGUGGCAAAUGCGGCUUGGAGCUGGUCAAGGGGGUCCUCGGGCUCAAGGUGACGAGGGGAUGGCGACCGCUGCGAGGGGCCCUCCUGCGCGCGAACAGACAACAGGCAGAAGAACCGAAUCAGCGAAGAAGGUGCGGUGCGUCCUCUGUGUGGCCAUUUCCUUUCUUUCUCACCUCCGGUGCGUCCCAGUCAUCUUCGUCUUCUUCCUGUAUGUGCUGCCGCCACUUGGCGCCGGCGUCCAGCGAGAGCAUGCCCUCGGCCGUCUUCCUCUUGCCCUCCAUCUUGCCGCCCCCAUGCCGAAUCACGUCAGGAUCACUCCGGCUGCUCUCGAAGCCAUGCAGCCCCUCACAGCCCCUCAUCGUCGGGUGGGUCGGCUCCAUCGCUGGGAUGGGGAUGGGCGGGGGAGGGGGCGGGGGCAGACGAGGGUCCUCGGUGAGGUGGUCAAGGAGGUCCUUGUCGGACGAUCCACGCCGCCUGAGGUCGGCUGCGUCCACCAGGUGGGUGUCGCGGUGGAUGAGGGGCAUGGCGUAUGAGUCGUAUGAGUCUCCCGUGCUUUCCUGCACGGUCAGGGAGCGGAUGCGAUCCUCGCUCUGCUUUGGCGGCCGGCGUGUGGCGAUUGUCGAUGUGUCGCCCUCGCGGCCAACAGACCGCGACCGACGCCUGAUGGAACCAACCAAUCACACACACACAGACAGACAGAGCGACACAUACAUCGAUUCAUCAUCCAUCCACCAAGCCACAAUUUUUCCUUCCUUCCUCUGCUCACUUUGAUGAGCCUCGUGUGGUGCUGGCUGAUGUCUGCCGUCCCCCCGAUGUCCCUCGCCAGCCGGACAUGCCGCCAGCCACACUUCCCUCAGACAGGAGGAAGCGCGGCGGGGCGUGCAUGACGGGAGACGGAAGGCCGCCUGCGAGGGACGCCAGGGGUGGCUGUCUGUCGAUGGACGCGCUGCUGCUCGUGCCGGUGCCUGUGCCGCUGCGACGGCCCCGUUCGCUCGUCAGCCGAGGGAGCGUCAGAGGCCUGCCGACGAGCAAUCCGACGAGCAAUCCAACGACACAAUAAAUGAUGGUUGCAAUGGCAAUGUAACCCACGUGCCCGCCCAUAUGUGCGUGUGUGUCACCUCGGUGAGCCUUCAACGGCAGCGUCUUGGGCCGCCGACGUGGUGUGGCUUUCGACUGGUGGCUGGAAGGUCGUCGGGCGGGCGGCCGGCGACAGCUCGGGGGAUGGUGAAGGCUGUGUCAAGCCCUUGUCAGCAGACGAUGCCGCCUGCAUCAGCAAAGACGAAGAGAUCCAUUCACCCCAUUGCGAGACAUUCCCGCACCCAUCCAUCCAUCCAUCUAACAGUGCAUACCCUUUUGACAUCCUCUCGUGAGUCGGCCCGCUGUGUGGGCGGCAGGGGCGUCACGGGCGUGUUCUCGAAGAACUCGCCCGACGUUCGUCCGCGGCCAGAUGGGCUGUUGUCGACAGAGGGGCAGAAGGGAAGUCGGUGUGACGAGGUUGAGGGGCUCUCGGCCUCCCACGCGAGAGCGGGACCCUUGCUCGUCGACAGGUCACCAUUCCGACUGACAGUCAGUCAGUCACAAGCAGGGGGACAUAACAUUGCCUCUUUCCUUAGAAUCCCCGGCCAUCAUACACACACGCGUACCCCUUGAUGCUUGUUUUCCUGCACAGUUGCUGCUCGCUGCUGACACGCCUCUCGAUGACCCCAGCCUCACUCCUGGGUCGUGAGGGGACGUCAUCAUCGCGCCUCCUCUGCCUGCGGUGGAACUCAGACCGCGGCGACUGCGGCACCGAUCGCACCACAGAGUCUCGGCUUGACGCCGAGUCGGGCGAUCCCAGGCCUGGACGGUUGCGACGCCCGUUGGGCGGCGACACGUCGCUCUCGAGGGUGUCGAAGUCCUCUACCAUCAGGAACUGCGAGGAUGGGCGGCCUCGGGCGCGCUGCGUGGGGGUGUUCUGGUGGAUGAAAGGGGGAAAGAACCGACAGACAGACGGACAGACAGACAGACAUGGUGCCCGUCCAAGAGAGGAAGGCGUCUUGUUCUACCUUGUCUUCGUUGAUUGGGAUGACCAGGUUGUUUCGGCGCCACUCCUCCUCAAGCUUGGCGAGAUAAUCUGACGGAUGCGUGGAUGGAUGUAGGUCUCUCUACCUGUCGUUGCCGGUGUCUGUCUGCGGACCCACCUGCUUGGAUCUUGACCUUGGCGGUUGUGCCCAGGAUGGCCUCAGGGGCAAGCAACCUGACCAACAGAGAGAGAGAGAGGGGCACAAUAUUGCCAGUCUGUUGCCUGUCCAGGUAUGCGAUGUGUGUUACUUACUUAUCGUCGGAGUUGCCCAUCUCGUAGACGUUUUGGCGGGCGAACUUGAGCAGGCGCACGCACUCGACGUCACGCGCAUUCAUGAGCCGAUUCCUGGUUGGCAAACACACAGAGACAGGCAUGCACAUGAGCAAGCAUGCUCUCCUGCCUCCGUCUGUCUGUUCUGUCUGCUUUGCUUGUGGGUGUUGUGUGUCUGCCCACCUGAGCAGCUUGAGGAUGGCGAGGCCGAUGUGGUGCAUUGACUCGAGGCCCUCGCUCAGCAUCCAGUCCCACAGACGACCCACACACUCAAACGGGAAGCUGACAUGAAACACAACACACCACACCACGACACGACUGAUGUCUGUGCGGUUGUGUGGUAUCUUUCUGUCAGGCAGUUUACAGACCUGUAUAGGAAGAGUGAGAUGAACCACUGCAUUGCGUAGACCUCGACGUGGGCGUCGUUGUCCUCGAGGUGGCGUGCCAGGAUGGGCAGCUUCUGCCUCACAAGCGCGUCGAACUGAUGCAUGAACAGCUUGAUCCCGUACAAACCCUCCUCAAAGAAACGGGACGCACUGCAUGGCACGCAUCCACAAGGACAGUGCACAAAUGCUGUUUGUGGUGGUGUGCUGUGCUGUGUGGUGUGUUUCGUCACCCACCCAUAGGUCUCUGCGUCCAUGAUCCUCACGAAGACCCAGAAGGCCUCCUCCUCGGCUUUCCUCUCCAACUCCCGCAGCCCCUCCUUAGUCAUCUGACCACCGCCCAUCGGACCUCGACACGACGGACCCCUCUCGCCAGCGCCACCACCACCCCCGCCAACCCACGCAUUGCUCGGCGGCGAGCCGCCCUGCCGGCUGCUGCCGCCCAUGCCGACGGAGGAGAAGAGGCUGUUGGGGGAGUUGGUUGUGCCGCCCUGCGGCGCCUGCCCGUGGGAGGGCGGGGAGGUGAGGUCGGGGACUGAGGGGUGUGUGGAGGUGCGUGUGGCUGUGGACGGUGAGAGGGCUGCGUCAAGCUUGUGGGUGUGGGCCAUCAGCAACAGGUACCCUGCGAUGAAAUUCAUGCCCUGCACGUACCUGAUGAUAAGACACACACAGAAGAAAGAAAGACGCGCACACACACGGGGAUCACGUCACACGAAACCAUGAAAAAAGGUCUCACUCACGGCAGCUCGCUCACCCAAUGCCUGGGUUGUGGUUGGCGUAUGCCACCAGCAGCCGACGCAGAGCCGCCUGCCCAGCCGGGUCCCUGACAAGGCAGGGAGCAAUUGCACAGGGAUAGCUGUGACCGCUGCACAAGGGGAGGGCAUCUGUCAACUUAUGUGCGCAUGUAUUUUACUUGAAGAAGAGGCUGCCUUCUCCCUCUGGGAAGGUUCUCUUGAGGUCCAGCUGGAUCUUGGGGUCGUUCUCGGGGUUGGCGCGACUCGCUGCGGCCAUUCAUCGUGACAUCAAACCAUCCACGCCUCCCUUUGUGCCCUCUGUCUGUCUGUCCGACUUACCCAGUUCCUCGUAUUUGCCGACCUUAUACGAAUCCCCGUACCCCACUGCCGCCUUCCACGACAGCCACCUGCACCCACACAUCCAGGAAAGGAAUGAAAUCACACGCACACGGCCGCACCGUAACGGCCGUAAGAGGCUUGCCUUGCCUUGAAGGCUGUGUCCGCCACUCACUCCCUGACUCACCUGAAGCGUGCUGGCGGGCCCUUCCUCAGUCGCUUCCGAAAGUUGUCCGGGUGGUCAGCAAAGUACUCAGCAAACUCGCCGUCUUGCAGCAUGCUGCCACACAGAGAGAAAGAGUAAGUGACAUCUCUAACCCUUGCUACAUCCAUGCCCUUCCUCUGUUUGCUCACUUGAACCAUCGCCUGAGCAGCUUCCUGUGUGUCUUCUCCUCAGGCCUGAGUGACUCGAGGAACUCCCUCUCGCUGGGCUGGUACAGGAAAGGCCGCGGCUUGGGCGCCGUCACGGCCAGCGGGCCGCCCUGCGUCGGCGUAUCAGAGGGCGUGUGCAGGCCGUGCGGGGACCCUCCCACGUGCACCGGACGGCUCACUGCCGAGGCACGCCUGCAAGGAACGAAAGCAACAAGAGAGGACAACACCAAACGCCUGCAAGGCUACCGAGUGGACUCGUUGUUUGCUGUGUGUGAGAGGUGGUACCCGAGUGGAGGGGAACCGUCCCUCGUCGGCUCGUGUGCCCUGGCCGCAGACGAACAGUUGCAGCCCAUUCAGCCCUCCGCCUUCUUCCUGACGAUGCCUGGUGAACUAUCAGGCCCACAGGCAGCCCGACAGCCAAGGCCUUGGGCCACAGAGCUUAGUUGCCUUUUCGAACUGACGGCUGAGAGGCCGGACGCUUCAAUAAGAGCUUGUGUGAGCUUUCCUGAGCCUCAUCGCC
Vitrella brassicaformis is the source of this 6173-nucleotide messenger RNA. The record is from the annotation of a GenBank genome assembly. Lineage: Eukaryota; Vitrellaceae.